AGUGCAUCACUUUACAUUUGAGGACAUCUUGUCAAUAAAGAUCCAGAAAGAUAAAUAAGGAACCCUGAAGUGCAGCCACUGACUACUCCUGAUAGGAAAAGGCCUAACUGAGAUAUCAUCAUGUCAGGUGAAUAUGAAGGAGAAAAUGCCACCUUGCAAGAUUAUUAUUUAUCUUAUUAUGAUGGAAGCUUCAAUGAAUUCACUCCUUGCGACAACAUCGAUUUGAAGAAUUUUGGAAAGGUGUUUCUGCCCACUCUCUAUAGCUUGGUUUUCAUCCUCGGCUUCAUAGGCAAUGGCCUAGUGGUGUGUGUCCUGGUGAAGCAUCGCAACCAGACCAACUUGACAGACAUCUGCCUUUUCAACCUGGCUCUCUCCGACCUCCUCUUCGUCCUCACGCUGCCUUUCUACUCUCACUACUCUGUGGUCGGUCAAUGGACCUUCGGAGACUUUAUGUGCCAUUUUGCCUCUGGCUUCCACAACACCGGGUUCUUCAGCAGCAUAUUUUUCAUGGUUGUCAUGACGCUUGACCGCUACGUGGUCAUCAUGCACGCUCACAAGGUGGCACGAUAUCGCACCCUGAGGUUAGGCGUCGCUCUGACCGUGUUCGUCUGGAUGCUGAGUUUGUGCGUCUCUCUGCCGGCUAUCAUCUUCACAAAGGUGACAAAUGAGUCUCACGGGCUGGCCUGUAGAUUCUUCUCAGAAAACGAUGCCUGGAGACUUUAUAACAACUUUGCAAUGCAUGUAUUGGGUCUCGUGAUUCCCUUGUUGGUGAUGAUAGUUUGCUACUCCAGGAUCAUCCCUUUACUGGUGAAAAUGAGGACUGAAAAGAAGCACCGUGUAGUAAAACUAAUCAUCUUGAUUGUGAUCUCCUUUUUCUUAUUCUGGGCCCCGUAUAACAUUACCCUUUUCCUGGGGUUUCUGAAAUCUAAAGGUUUUUUGUCAAGCAACUGCAGUGUGGAAGCCAAUUUAAGGCUGUCAACCACAGUGACUGAGACAUUAGCUUACACUCACUGCUGCCUGAACCCCAUCAUAUACGCCUUUGUGGGACAAAAGUUCAUGAAACGAGCCUUACCGCUGCUGAAGAAAUGUGUGCCUGGGAUUCUCCUUCCUUCCACCAGAGAUUUGUCAGAUAGCACAUACAGGAAAAGCUCAGUUAUGUCCAGGUCCUCUGAUGUCACCUCCAAUUUCAUCAUGUAGCAGGUGUAGGACAGGCGUUUUCUUUUCCUGUUUCCACCUCUGACAGUGUCAUCAUCAGCAUUGUCUAAUAUUAAAAAGCUGCCUGUACAUCAACAUAUAAUGAUCUUUAAUCCUUUUUGAUUUUAUUUGCACUGAAAUAUUUAGUUUUGACCAUAAGAUGUCAGAGGUGUUUGCCCAUCAAGUGUGAUCUGAUGGGCAUCAUCAUCUUCGAUAUGAUCUCAGGUAUUUUCUCAACGCUGUCCUUUUCCCUGCUGAACAUUGACUGUAAACCAUGAACCUUUUGUUUUUAACGGCCUGUAACCACAACGUUUGUUUGUCUGUGCCUGACGUGUUUAAAACGAUCACACAUUCUUCUGUUUUGUUCAUGUUCAUGUUAUAAUGUUGUUGUAGUGGUUUAGUUUG
Molecule: messenger RNA, 1599 nt
Organism: Cottoperca gobio
Lineage: Eukaryota; Metazoa; Chordata; Actinopteri; Perciformes; Bovichtidae
Product: C-C chemokine receptor type 5-like
Exons: 3
Coding region: 121-1197 (358 amino acids)
Biological process (GO): cell chemotaxis; positive regulation of cytosolic calcium ion concentration; immune response
Cellular component (GO): external side of plasma membrane; membrane
Molecular function (GO): C-C chemokine binding; C-C chemokine receptor activity
Source: RefSeq, a predicted model, not a curated record